This is a messenger RNA of Eufriesea mexicana, 3064 nucleotides long. It is a transcript of the gene kay, whose product is annotated as transcription factor kayak. NCBI's taxonomy places the organism in Eukaryota, Metazoa, Arthropoda, Insecta, Hymenoptera, Apidae. Gene Ontology annotation, cellular component: nucleus. Gene Ontology annotation, biological process: regulation of transcription by RNA polymerase II. Gene Ontology annotation, molecular function: RNA polymerase II cis-regulatory region sequence-specific DNA binding; DNA-binding transcription factor activity, RNA polymerase II-specific. The transcript is spliced from 4 exons. Bases 308 to 1477 code for a protein of 389 amino acids. The record is from RefSeq and is a predicted model, not a curated record.
UGGAGCCUCGACGAGUAAAGAGAGUCGAGGCAGAUCGUUGAGCCGAGGAUUGAACGUGCGCGAACCUCGAGGUAUUCCCCCACGGUAUGAGUCAUCGGGCGCAGUUUCACACAGUUUCGGGCAAAGGAACCUGCGAUCCGUGUGUGCUGCUUUCAAGUUCUCCGUAACAAGGAUCUUGAACAUCUUUUUAGUCGGGCCAGAGUACAUUCUUUAAUAGAGGUUAUAAACGCCGCGAACUUGAUCAUCGACUUUUCCUUUCGCGCAAGGAAACAAGCAGGCAAUCUCGUUGCGCCUCGACGACGUAAACAUGAAGCUUGACGUGUCGGACGUACUUUACGACAGCUCGAGCGUGUCCAGCGACAGCGGGACGUCACAGAGCUCCCGCGUCAGCCAUGAUUUUCUCUCCAGCAUCACAAAUUCGUCCAUACUACCUAGCAACCUCGUUUCACUGGACGGACUGCAUAGCGGAGUGCCGACCAGGACGACGCCGACGUUGACACCAACGACGCUGCGAAGCAUCGAACAGACUUUUCUGGAGCUGACCAGCGAGCCAGCGUCGCACAGUCGCGAGGCAGGGUUCGUGCCACCGUUGGUGGAACCUUCGCAACCGACGCCGGCACAAACGCAAAACACGGCGGCGCAUCACGUCGUUACCACCACAGUCGUCGCCCCCGUGGCCGCUAAUACCACCCUCGUGGAUAGCCAACAGACACAGCCACAGCAGCCAGCGAGACGCAAUAUGGGUGGUAGAAGGCCCACCAGGCCGAUCGGGAUGACGCCCGAGGAGGAAGAACGAAGACAGAUACGCAGGGAGAGAAAUAAGAUGGCAGCAGCUAGAUGUCGCAAGCGAAGAAUGGAUCAUACCAAUGCCCUGCUAGAAGAGACUGAGGGUUUGGAACAAAAGAAACAAAGCUUGCAAGAAGAAAUCCAGCAGUUACAGCAGGCCAAAGACGAGCUCGAGUUUAUUCUAGAAGCUCAUAGAACAGUUUGUCGACUCCGUUCUGCGUCUCCUCAGGAUGUGAAACCCGUGAUAAAGCCAGAGCUUCCGACGGAGGAUCAAUUCGCGGCUGCAGCCGCAGCUGCGGCUGCUGCCGCUGAAAGCACGAAACGCGAGGCGGUGAACGCCGCUGCGAGACCGAAUAGACCGAAUUCGUUGCCAGUUGGCUUCGACAAUAACAAUCGACCGAACUCCUUGUCGAUCUUCAGCGAACCGAAAGAAAGGCCGGACACGCUUACGUUUAAGACAAUUGAAACGCCGUCGUUCAUGAAACCAUCCAUGGACGUCGCGGGAAUGCCGAUCACCACACCAACUAGCGGCAUACCGUUUAACUUCGAAUCGUUGAUGGAGGGCGGCACCGGUCUUACGCCUGUUUCCACGCCUCUGAUACCUUCCUGCUCAACGCAACAGAGAAACAACGUUUCCGCCGUCGAUCUCAGUUCUCCGGAUGCAAAUUCACCGAAGCUGGUGAGUUUGUGACGCCAAGACGACCUCGAGUACGGAUCAAAUGAGGAUGAUCCCGAAUGAGAUGUCGCCAUAUUUGAUAUGAACAAUUUGAUAUAAAAAUUGUGUACAGAGGACGAGGACCAUGACCGCCGCGAUGAACGAGGAGAGAAGAUGGGCUUGUUGAAUUCUUUUUUCGAAAUACAACGCAUUACCAGAGAGAGAAUUUUGCCAUACGGUUGUCAUUGAAAUCAUGUAUCGUUGGACAGUAUUAAUUUGGGACGGAAACAGAAGUAUCCUCUUAAAGUAUCCGAAUUUGUCACUUCCAUUGUUUUAUUGAUCGACAACGAUCGGCGGAGUAAUACGCGUUCGAUUGCAUUUUUCCAACUGGAGUUGGAAGAGAAAUUUUCUAUUCACAUGCGAAGAAACGGUUUAAUAAUAAAAAUCGAUAUGACGGCACCGCUCGUUAUAUAUGUACUAUCCGAUUGUAUAGAGACGUCCCAAGUUACCGUUCUUGUGAGAUUUUGGUAACUUUUUCGAUGACAAUUUUCUGCAAGAACCAUACAUCGAGAAAAUUCAGUAUUUGCGUUUCUGUCAUGGAUUUACGCGUCGUAAAAUAAGCUUGUCGAACAUAUUUGCAUCUCUAUGCGAAGUAACUUUGGUAAAUUCAUCUUUGAGGCUAAUAAAAAGGAAAGAAACUAAGGAAAGUAGAAUUUUUCUUAUCACUAACGCGCGCUUUAGGGACGUAAUUUUGCGUAGACGUUCGAAAAAAGAAGCAAAGUAUUUUUUUGCAUCAUUUAAUAAAUAAUCGUAGGCAUGCGAGAUGCCUACAUAUGCAAGUGAUAUAUAAUAUAAUAUAUAUAUAAUUGUAUUUAACUCGUGCGAACGUUUUUACGCAAACAAAUUAGAAUUAUGUGAACCAAGCAUAUUAAGAUUGCCACGGUUUCUUUUUCUUUUUUGUAAGAGAAGUCGCCGUAGUUAAUGAAUUAAUUUUUUACGUAACGUCGGCCGAGAAGAAAACCGUAUUUAGAAGUUUAAGACGAUCGAUUUUAGCGCUCAAAACCAUUUCGUAGAUUAAGGAGGACGCAUAUAGGACGACAAUUUUUGAAUCGUGCCUGAUUUUCAGUCAUGCGUGUAUCACGCGAUUCUAAGGUGACAAACCUCUGCGGCUCGACAACGACAAAAUAUAUACAUACAUAUAUAUUUUUUAUUGAAAACUCGGAGAAUGUUAUUUUCCUCGCAUUCCCGGGAAACGAGAAUUACGUCGAAGCCGCGUUUGGUACGCGUAUGAACGGAAGUGGAAGAUUUUUACGUGCAACUGGCGUGUUUGCAAGUCUCUCACCCUAUAACAUGUAAUCCCUCCAUACAUAUAAUAUAUAUACAUACAUAUAUUUUACUAUGUAUGACAUUUUUGCAUGAUCUUUAAGCAAUAUUAAUAUAUUUAUACGCGGCUGCUGCUUGCGAGGUUGGCCGGUAUUUUUCGAUAAGACUUUCUUCUUUCUGUUACAUUUGCCUUUUUUAUCAUUGUAUACGUACGUAUAGAUUCUUAAAGAAAGAAAUCGUUUUACGAGCUGUUCGAUCUCAGCCACGUAAUCGGCGGCCGCGAUCGACGAUCGUAAAUAA